ACAAGAUGGAAAUUAUCAAAUAUUCCCAUUGGCAUUCGGAGUCAUUGACAGUGAGAACAUAGCAGGGUGGACGUGGUUUUUCAAACAACUGUUACAGUUUGUCCCUGAUGAAGACGAUCUUGUCUUCGUCUCCGACAGACAUGCGGCCAUAUAUGCUGGACUAAGGACAGUGUAUCCACUUGCAAAGCACGCUUGCUGCACUGUGCAUUUAUUUAGGAACGUUGUCCACCAUUUCAAGUGUGAGGGGCUUGCUAAAAUGGUGUCCAAUGCGGCUAGAUCUUACACUGUGGGAGAUUUGCGAUAUUGGUUUGAAGAAAUUCAGAAAAGAGACAUCAAUUGUGCCAAUUAUUUGGUAGAGAUAGGAAUAUCUCAUUGGACACUUGCGUACUUCCCAGGAAUGCGAUACAAUGUGAUGAGCAGCAAUAUCUCGGAGUCCCUAAAUGCUGCAAUGCAAAAAGCCAUAGAUUUCCCGAUAGUGACGAUGGUAGAAUUCAUUAGGACUAUGUUAAUGCGUUGGUUUUACGAGAGAAGAGAAGCUGCAACUAGAACGAGGACAAGAUGUACGCCAGAGAUCGAGGAAAUGCUAAUAGAUCACCUGAAAUUAGCGACAGAUUGUGCUGUCAUAGCAGCAAGUGAAUGGAUUUAUCAAGUAAACGACGGUUUUGGUAUCGUUUUCACUGUGGAUCUAGAGAAAAAAACAUGUACUUGCAGAGUAUUUGAUGUGCUAAUGGUGCCGUGUUGUCACGCUUUAGCCGCGGUGGGGAUAAGGAACGUGGACAUUUACUCCCUGAUCGGGAACUAUGCAUUCGUGACGGAGUGGCGUAAGCUCUGGCGUGCCCAUAUUCUACUUCCGCCUAAGGAAAAAGACACGGAGGUCCCAAACGUAGUUAGUGAAAUGGUUGUGAAUCCACCAAAAACAAGAAGACCAGGCGGAAGACCAAAGACAGUACGCAUACCAUCGCGGGGAGAGUAUCAGGGCAAAGGAGGGAAGAAAAAAAAACCUAACAAAUGCACCACAUGUGGGAAGGAUGGCCACAACAGAGCAACUUGCAAAAAUCCUAUCUAAGUUUUAGGGAAUAAUACUUCGGCGGCUUUUGGUCCAUGAAGUAUUGCGGAAAAGAGGGUUUAUCGUUACGUAGGUUGGAUAGGCCACGGGAAAUUUGUUUA
Messenger RNA from Arabidopsis lyrata subsp. lyrata, 1167 nucleotides. RefSeq lists its product as uncharacterized. The record is from RefSeq and is a predicted model, not a curated record. Gene Ontology annotation, molecular function: zinc ion binding; nucleic acid binding. The transcript has 2 exons. Lineage: Eukaryota; Viridiplantae; Streptophyta; Magnoliopsida; Brassicales; Brassicaceae. The coding region runs from base 257 to 1066 and encodes 269 amino acids.